Molecule: messenger RNA, 1332 nt
Organism: Phaeoacremonium minimum UCRPA7
Lineage: Eukaryota; Fungi; Ascomycota; Sordariomycetes; Togniniales; Togniniaceae
Product: putative longevity-assurance protein
Exons: 4
Coding region: 1-1332 (443 amino acids)
Biological process (GO): ceramide biosynthetic process
Cellular component (GO): membrane
Molecular function (GO): sphingosine N-acyltransferase activity
Source: RefSeq, a predicted model, not a curated record
AUGAACGGCCCUCUGUACAUGCAGACAGCCAACAACACAGUCCUCGUCCGCCGUCUAAAACGAAAGGGCGAUGGCCCCAUGAAGCAAUUGGCUCGGUGGUUCAUUGAGAAUCAGAUCGGCUUUUGCUUCAACAUUCUCGCCCUUCUGUUCUGCACACACUUCCUCCUGCCCAAGGCUCAGUCGCAUACCGUCAAGUAUUUCACAUUGUCCUACUACCACGCAGACACGGGCAAAUAUGGCAUUGGCAGCGAUGAUGGCUACUUCAUCGCCUUCUUCAUUGUCCUUCUCACCGGCCUGAGGGCUGUCACCAUGGAGUACAUGUUCGCUCCCCUCGCGAAGAGAUGGGGCAUCUCCAAGAAGAAAGAGGUCACCCGGUUCAGUGAGCAGGCAUGGAACAUUGUCUGGUACGGAGGUUCAUCCGCACUUGGGGUUUAUCUCUACUACACUUCGCCAUACUGGUUGAAUAUGAAGGAGCUUUGGACCGAUUGGCCGAACAGGGAGCUUGGUGGUCUUAUGAAGGCCUACCUGCUGUGGGAGUUGGUGUACUACACGCAGCAGUGCCUCAUUCUCAACAUUGAGGAGCGGCGCAAGGACCAUUGGCAGAUGUUCUCGCACCACCUCAUCACCAUUGUUCUGAUCUACGGCUCAUACCGCUUUGGACACACCCGCGUCGGGAAUGUCAUCCUGGUGCUCAUGGAUACCGUUGACGUGGUCCUUGUUGUCGCCAAGUGCACCAAAUACCUCGGCUUCACCAGAGUGUGCGAUGCCCUCUUCGGGCUGUUCAUGCUCUCGUGGUUCGUGAACCGCCACAUCAUCUACAACCUGAUCUGCUGGUCGGUGUGGGAGGACACCCCGAAGAUCAUGCCCACCGGCUGCUUCAGGGGCGCCUACAACAACCUGACCGGGCCCUUCGAGAUCCCCGAGGGCACACGCUCCUACCUGAGCGAGGCGAUCCGGCGCUCCGACGGCCUGCUCUGCUACGACGACAAGGUCAUGAAGGGCUUCCUCGCCUGCCUCGUCUCCCUGCAGCUGAUCAUGAUCGUCUGGUUCUUCAUGAUCGUCAAGGUCGCCGUGCGCGUCAUCAACGGCACCGGCGCCGACGACGUCCGCAGCGACGACGAGGCGGGCGACUCGGAGGACGAGGAGGAGUUCAUCUACGAGGAGGCGCAGCCGCUCGAGGAGGAGGUCGGCGUCGAGGAGAUCGACCUGAAGAACUGGGAGCGGAGGACCGGCGUCAAGAGGCAGGCGUCGACCAGCGGCGUCAGCCUGCCGGGCCACAGCGACCGCAAGGAGUUGCUCGGGCGCAUUGGAUGCGAGAAACAGGUCGAGUGA